Fimicolochytrium jonesii is the source of this 1476-nucleotide messenger RNA. Its product is annotated as major facilitator superfamily. The transcript has 2 exons. Gene Ontology annotation, molecular function: transmembrane transporter activity. Gene Ontology annotation, biological process: transmembrane transport. Bases 1 to 1476 code for a protein of 491 amino acids. NCBI's taxonomy places the organism in Eukaryota, Fungi, Chytridiomycota, Chytridiomycetes, Spizellomycetales, Powellomycetaceae. The record is from RefSeq and is a predicted model, not a curated record.
AUGGUCGGCAUCUGGGUGGGCAACUUCGCCGCGUUUUUCAAUGAGACGACUGCCACCACAACGAUGCACGCAGCCAGCCAAGAAUUCGCAAAAGAGCAACAAAUGAACUGGAUCGCCACCUCCUACCUCCUCGGCUUCACCGUGACGCAAACCCUGCUCGGCAAGCUCACCGACAUCUUCGGCCGCCAGACCAUGUUCAACAGCACACUUGUCGUUUUCUUCGCCGGCACACUCUGGUGCGCGUUAGCACAAUCCAUGUCCUCGCUGAUCGUCGCGAGAUUGCUGCAAGGCAUCGGGGCAGCGGGUCGUCAGACUGUUGGACUGAUUAUCGUUCUCGACACCACGACCCCGUUGACGCGCGGGACAUGGCUAGGCCUAUUCAACAUGUCGCUAUCGUUCGGGCUCGCGAUUGGGCCAUAUGUUGGCGCGGUGCUGUCCGUGCACACGACCUGGAGAUGGACGUACUGGAUUACUUUGAUGCUGAACGCCAUCACCUUCGGCAUCGCGGUCAUGUUCAUGCGGUUCCCGCCCACCAAGGGUUCCAUCCGGUCGAAAUUACGUGAAGUCGAUUAUGUGGGGUCGGUGUUGGUGGUGGGCAUCGCGGCGUGUAUUUGCAUCGCAAUCGAACUAGGUGGACAGGAAUACACAUGGUCGUCGCCGUUCAUCGUCAUCCUCUUCGUCGCCGCCGCGGUGCUCAUCCCUGUAUUUUGCUACUGGGAACUCUUCCGCGCGCGUCAGCCCGUUGUCGAUCUCCGCCUCUUUAAGCGGUGGAACAUUCCCUUUGCCGUCGUCCUCAACUUUGUCUGCGGCGCCGCGCUGUUCGGCUCCGUGUUCUACUUGCCCAAAUACUUCCUCAACAUCAAGGACGCGUCACUCGAAGCGACUGGAUUACAGAUGCUAGCCCUCAAUGUCGCGGCGGGGAUCUCCUCCGUCGGGGGCAGUCAACUGAUCUCGCGGACGGGACGUGUGCGUCUCAUCGGCGUGCUUGGCGCCGCGCUCGUUUGCGCGGGAUCGGCGGCUAUGCUCGCCGCCAACGAGACCAGCCCCAUCGGCCUCGCGUUGGUGCUCAGCAUCCUCAUGGGCCUUGGCGUCGGCAUCCUCUAUCAGCCCGCGGUGGUCGUCGGGCCUAUGAGCGUGCAACCGCAUGAGGUUGCGGGGAUCAGCGGGUUUCUCAGUUUCAUCCGCACACUAGGUGGAACGUUCGCCACGGCGCUGUUGACGUCCAUCUUCACCACGAUCUUGAAGAAGGACUUGCAGGGCGUGCUACCGGAGGAUGUCCUUGACACCGGGUUGCAGUUGGCGGAUCACCAUGCGCAAUACCCGGAGGAGAACUCAGCCAUUAUUGCGGUGAUGGUGAAGGCCUUCCAUAUCGGUUACGUUCCCGUUAUCGUGUUUUCGGUACUCUACGCCGUGUCCGUGGCUUUGCUUCGGAAUGUGGACUUUGUCGUGAAGCGUACGCCUGCUUCCAGGGUUUGA